Lagenorhynchus albirostris (white-beaked dolphin) is the source of this 971-nucleotide messenger RNA. RefSeq names its product microfibril associated protein 4 (gene MFAP4). Lineage: Eukaryota; Metazoa; Chordata; Mammalia; Artiodactyla; Delphinidae. Gene Ontology annotation, biological process: elastic fiber assembly. The transcript is spliced from 3 exons. The record is from RefSeq and is a predicted model, not a curated record. Bases 165 to 935 code for a protein of 256 amino acids.
GGUGGGCACGGAGGCCAAGCCGCACGGCUGUGAGCCUGCGACUUCGUCUCUAAAGCAGGGACGAUACAGCACAGUUUGUGCGCCUCUGCCACCACAGACUCCUAGAUGCUUAAGGUAGGUUAGUGCCUGUAAUCCUCACAAUAAUCCCGGGAGCAAGGUUACAAAUGAGGAACCAAAACCCAGAGAGGUGCAGUAACUUGCCCAAGGGCACACAGCCGGCGCCGGACUCAACCCCAGGCGCCUCAAUUCUAGAACGCCCCCUUCACCGCUUCCUGCUCUCGGCAGCCGCUCCCCGAGGGGCCUGGUGCCGGCACGCGCCUCACCUCGGCCCCCAGCGUGGUCCUCGCCCGGGUGAGGCCCCAGCCUCCCGGCCCCUCGAGCGUCCAGGCCCAUCCUCUCUGCUCCAGGUUUUCCAGAAGAGAUUCAACGGCUCAGUGAGCUUCUUCCGGGGCUGGAACGACUACAAGCUGGGCUUUGGCCGCGCCGAUGGGGAGUACUGGCUGGGGCUGCAGAACCUGCACCUCCUGACACUGAAGCAGAAGUAUGAGCUGCGGGUGGACCUGGAGGACUUCGAGAACAACACGGCCUUCGCCAAGUACGGCGAAUUCUCCAUCUCGCCCAACGCAGUCAGCGCCGAGGAGGACGGCUACAGCCUCCACGUGGCGGGCUUCGAGGACGGCGGGGCAGGCGACUCCCUGUCCUACCACAGCGGCCAGAAGUUCUCCACCUUCGACCGGGACCAGGACCUCUUCGUGCAGAACUGCGCGGCCCUCUCGUCGGGCGCCUUCUGGUUCCGCAGCUGCCACUUCGCCAACCUCAACGGCUUCUACCUCGGCGGCUCCCACCUCUCCUACGCCAACGGCAUCAACUGGGCCCAGUGGAAGGGCUUCUACUACUCCCUCAAGCGCACCGAGAUGAAGAUCCGCCGGGCCUGAGGCGCCGGCCCCGCCUCGCGGCCCCGCCCCCCGCCC